Diatraea saccharalis (sugarcane borer) is the source of this 1575-nucleotide messenger RNA. Lineage: Eukaryota; Metazoa; Arthropoda; Insecta; Lepidoptera; Crambidae. The record is from the annotation of a GenBank genome assembly.
AUGGCGCGCGACGCGAUAUAUCGUAAUUGUUACUACCUAAUGCGGCUGCAACGCCGUACGUCACCGUGCUCUAAGACGGCUUGGAACCUGCUUGGGAGACUCAGGAAUGAGUUCGAGGAGCUAUGCGUGGCAACCGCCGGGGAACUGCCAACCGUCUCGUCGCUGAUGGGGUUGCUCGACGAGAUUUGCCGACGUCAGCUUAUUGCAUCACCGGGUCCCAAACAGGAUGAGACCAUGUCGACGCGACAACGGAAGUCGCCAACUGCGCCGCGCAAGAAUGCAUACACGGUCGGUUGUGGUUUUAGAAACUGUCUCAACCCCACCGUGACAUUAGGUAUAAGAAAUAUAAAUGGCGGCUUCGAGGAGGCCCGCGCACUCUUAGAUACUGGAGCAAGUGUCUCGGCCAUCAGAGAAGCUCUCGUGAAUCGGCUUCGCUUACACCGACAGACGAGCUCUAUGGAAAUAAUCCGGAUAGGAAAUAAUACGGUGAAGACACCGUCCAGUAAGGUGGCGGAGUUUAAGGAGAAGAUAGCGAAGGCGCAGCUGGAGCGCGCGUCGGCGGACGUGCCGCCGCCCGCGCUCGCGCUGCCCACGCGCCUCGCCGCGCCGCCGCCCACGCACCCGCCCCCGCCCGUGGCGACGAGCGUGGCGGCGGGCGUGGCGGGCAUGGCGGGCGGGGGCGGCCUGCCGCAGGACCUGCAGGAGGCGCUGGACAUCAUCUUCCCGUCCGACGUGAAGCUCAAGCCCGAGCUGCAGCAGCCCGACCUGUUCCUGCCGCCCUUCCCCAUGCCGCUCGGGUUCCCGCCGCUCGGCCUCAUGCAGCCCCAGAUGCCGCCCGGCAUGUUCGGUUUCGACAUGAACGCGCCGCUGUUCCAGCCGCAGCUGUACGACACGCACGUGCCGCUCGUGCCCGGCAACAAGCCCCGCCCGCAGCAGAACAAACGACCCAACAACGCCCCCGCCAACAAUCAGAAGGGCGACAAACGAUUGCAAACGCAGAAACAGCAGAACGCACAAACGCAACACAACCCGGCCCCCGCUCAAUCUCAAUCGCAGCCGGAGACGAAGGAAAACGGAACCGUGGCCAGGAAGAAGGAGGAGUUGGACGAGUUGGCGAUGUUGGGCAUCGACGCGUCCGACGUGGGCGCGGGCAUGUGAGGGAGGGGGAAUACCGGGACGUGAAGCCACCGUGCCUGUGAUAAUUCUAGUGCGUGCGACUCUGUCACGACCCUGAACAUAUGGAUUCUGUGGUUAAUAAAAGUUGUAAAUUAAAAUUUGUUUUGUAAUUCCAAGAGAGUAAUUUGACUAAACAUACCAAGUGUUUUGGUAGAAUUACUUUUAAAUCUUAAAUUUAUAUUGACAAUGAAAUGUAAUCGUUACACAUAUUUUUUAAGUAUUCAACAGUGAAACUGAGGUCAUUGAAAAUCAACUUUUAAUAUUGAUCUGUACAUUUGUUUCUGACCUAACAACAGUUAAUUUACCUUGAAAAUCAAAAAGAUUAAACUACUUCUAUACUACUCUAAGAAAACUAAAUGUAGCGCUAUCCAUAGAACUCGAAAUCGUUUCCGCGAAAUG